This is a messenger RNA of Larimichthys crocea (large yellow croaker), 2438 nucleotides long. RefSeq names its product RGM domain family, member D (gene rgmd). The transcript is spliced from 3 exons. Gene Ontology annotation, molecular function: coreceptor activity. Gene Ontology annotation, biological process: BMP signaling pathway. NCBI's taxonomy places the organism in Eukaryota, Metazoa, Chordata, Actinopteri, Sciaenidae. The coding region runs from base 26 to 1438 and encodes 470 amino acids. Gene Ontology annotation, cellular component: plasma membrane. The record is from RefSeq and is a predicted model, not a curated record.
CCCCCCUCCUCUUUUCUUUUUUUGAAUGACAGCGCUUUGGGAAGCGGAGACGAUUUUUUGUCUGAUUUCCCGCAGCCACCGCGUCGAUGCGCAGCAGUCGAGGAACUCCAUUCUAAGUGAAUGGAUUGGCAUGGGGAGAAGCGGACCACAAAUCACGGCUAAGCGGCAGCUUUGGGACUGUGUAACGUUGACGAUGGUUUUACUUUCGCUGCUGUUUCGAGCAGCUCACUGCCAGCAGUGUCGGAUCCAGCGCUGCAAUGCGGAGUAUGUGGCUUCUACCUCACCCUCUAGUGGUCUGCAGGAGGACGCAGCUCUCGAUGUGGACUACUGCAUUGCCUUGCGGGCCUACGCCCUGUGCACCAGGCGUCAGGCGCGCAGCUGUAGGGGCGACCUGGUCUACCACUCGGCCGUCUUCCGCAUUAAGGAGUUAUUCUCACAGCAUAACUGCUCCAGCGACGGGCCCACCUCCUCCGCCAAGGUACCCAGUACGUCUCGCCCGGCCGUGUCGGAGCUGUGCGACUACGAGAAUCGGGUCCUCAUGUCGGGGUCGGCGGGUCAGCAGAAGAAAUACGCCCACUGUGGAUUAUUCGGAGACCCGCACCUACGGACUUUCCGAGACGAGUUUCAGACCUGCAAGGUGGAAGGGGCGUGGCCUCUGAUCGACAACCGCUUCCUGUCUGUGCAGGUGACCAACGUGCCCGUUGUCCUCGGCUCCAGCGCCACGGCGACCAGCAAGAUCACAGUGAUCUUCAAGUCCUACCACGGCUGUACAGAUCAGAAGGUGUACCAGGCCACCACAGACGAUCUGCCGCUGGCCUUUCAGGACGGGACCCGCAGUGGCGGCGAGAGCGGCAGCCUGACCAUCGUGGAGCGCGGCGGCUCUGGGGUGGGCCGGCAGGUGAAGAUACAGGCCCGUUACAUCGGCACUUCAAUCAUCGUCCGGCGUGUGGGCAGCUACCUGACCUUUGCCAUCCGCAUGCCGGAGGACACCCUGGACUUCUCGGAGGACAAUGGCGGUCUGCAGCUGUGCCUGCACGGCUGUCCACGCAAUGAGCUCAUCAAAGAGCACACGCUGGGCCGUCAGAGCCAGCAGCCCCGCGUGCAGGGCACCAGCACAGAGCUGGGUCCUCUGCGGCCCCCUCACCAGGUCUACACAGUGGAGAGAGCCACAGCCAAGUGUAGAGAGACUCUGCAGGUGGAGGACGUGUACUUUCAGUCCUGCGUGUUUGACUUGCUGACCACAGGAGACCCCGAGUUCUCCAUGGCAGCCUACGGCGCUCUGGAGGACUUAAAGGCGCUGCCGCCGAGUAAACUGAAGCAGAACUCCCCGAGGACUCCUCGUCUUUCCAACCGAGGGGUGUCACAUGCAGCAGCAGCAGCAGCAGCUGCCAACAGCUCCCUGCUCUCACUCCUACUCCUCGUUCUGCUGCUUUUGUGAAAAAAAUAAAUAAAUAUAAAUGAUUUUUAAACGGAGAAACGUGGAGACAAACAGAACGUGGAAGCAUCACCAGCUUGAGGAAAGAGUGACUAGAGCUCAGACAUAUGUAUUUGUAAUUUCUUUUUUUUUUUUUUGAGGGGAGGGCAGGGGCGGGGGGAUUUGUGAAUGUUGUGAUCUUUUUUUCUGUUUUUGUCAUUUGAAGGAUUUCACUAUCAUAAAAGAUGCAAUUUCUUUCCCACUUUACAUUUUUUUUGUGGAUUCCUGCAUGAGGUCGCAUCAUUUCAAAGAUCCCGUGGCUUGAGGUCAACGCGCUCGUUAUAAAUUGGGUUUAGAGCGGUCGGAUCGGUUAAAGUUGGUACGUGCUGACAUCGAGGCAGCUCCGAACAAAAACAAGUUUAUUGUAAAUAUUUCAUUUUGACUGAGAACAUGCACAGCCUCCAGACACUCCGCCAUGUAUGAAGCUGCAGAAUAUAACUCCACACUGUGUGUAAGCUGUUUGUGUGCAGAGCGACGUGGCUUCUAGAUCCUGUUAUAAUCCAGUUAAUUUCAGUAGCACUUAACGGUUUUUAACAGCAAAGUUUUGUGUAUUUAAAUGUUAUUUCUUUGUUCUGCUUCGACUGUUGUUUCAGAAAUUGGCAUGUUAAAUACACAGGAUCCAACAACUGUAUGUAAAAACUACCUAUCCAUAAUAUAUGAUGUGUCAGUUUGAUAUUCAACAGUUCUCUCGGUUCUCAUCUUCUGUGAAACACUCCCUCUUCAAGCUUGUUUGGCUUCCAGUUUUAAAGGUUUAAAAAAAAAAAUCUUUAUAUAAUAAUAUAUUAAAAGAGUGUAUAUAUGUGUUUUAUAUUGUGUACAUUUGCCUGUGUAUAGAUGUUUUAACUGUAAUAUGUUUUACAUUUGUUGUGCUCAGUAGGUUAUUUUGAGACAUUGUAAGAAAACUAAUAUGUUUGUGUUGUAUAUGAAAUUUUCUGUAUUAAAGUGUUGGACACUCCGGAUCAAA